This is a messenger RNA of Oncorhynchus mykiss (rainbow trout), 585 nucleotides long. NCBI's taxonomy places the organism in Eukaryota, Metazoa, Chordata, Actinopteri, Salmoniformes, Salmonidae. The record is from RefSeq and is a predicted model, not a curated record.
UGCUCCACUGUCUGCGGAUGGACACCAGAAACAUGUUGUUCACUGGUCAGAGAAAGCAGCCUGUCAUAGUUCCUGUGUUUGCAGCCAGCCUGGGAAUGUUAGAGCCCACCAAAGAGCCACUGAGACCAGCUUCAACUGCGGAGAAGACUGCUGCCACAGCACAAGCACUUCCUGGGUCACAGGAAACCACCACCACCUCGUCAAUACAGCAGGGGGCCCCCCAGCCUUGGUCCCAGUUUGACUGGAGCAGCAGUGGCCUUGGCGUCAACCGUCUGGAUGGUACGUCCUCCCACUGAGCCCCCUACCUACAGGGCUAGAGAUGAGGCUGCUGAACACACUCUCUCCUCCGACUCUGCUGCUACCUGACUCCUGUUGCUCUCUUUGGUUCCAAUGUCCACACCAGCAUACUAGACUACCACCUAUAAAGAAUCAAUGUGUUGGACAUACUAGACUACUGCCUAUAAUGAAUCAAUGUGUUGGACAUACUAGACUACCACCUAUAAAGAAUCAAUGUGUUGGACAUGCAUUCUAAGUAAGUGGUAUGCAAGUGUGGACUUUGGAACAUAGUCCCUAUCACCCCCCCCC